Pyricularia oryzae 70-15 is the source of this 2106-nucleotide messenger RNA. RefSeq lists its product as uncharacterized. NCBI's taxonomy places the organism in Eukaryota, Fungi, Ascomycota, Sordariomycetes, Magnaporthales, Pyriculariaceae. The record is from RefSeq and is a predicted model, not a curated record. Bases 503 to 1126 code for a protein of 207 amino acids. The transcript has a single exon.
UCUGACUAGACCGGUUAAGGGGACAAGUCAGCAAUAGGGAAAAAAAAUACAUUAGAUAGACAGACAUCUCAGACGGAAACAAAGAAGGGUCGUACGUCACUUGACUUACUUAUUACUUCAAGCACCCGGCCUACUUCUUUGCCUCACUCGCUCGUCUGGUUCUUGGUUUUUUACACAUCCAACCACCACCACUACUACACACCACCAUUCAACUCUAUUACCCUCCUUCGAUUAAUCACAGCUUUGGAUAGACACGUUGCUAGCACAACUUGUUACGCCACACCACCACCACACAACACACCACCCACAUAUUUUCGACUUAAAUAAAUUGUGGCACGCGACUAGUCGAUCAAUCAAGACUUCUAGGCUCCCUUUGCUACAAACUCUGCUGGAUUUGAUAAAUCUGUGCGACCAACGUCAUCAUCAUCCACCUUAUCAACAUAUAAACCUCAGUACAGCCACCGUCAUCCGGUUAUCCCAACAAGGACAACACCAGGUCAAAAUGGCAAAGUCAUUACAAAAAUCCGAAUCCGGUGUUCCGGAAACCAUUGUUAGCACUACCGACUUGACCAUGGCUGAAACCCAGCAAAAACCUUCCACUUUGUUCUUGGAGAUCCCAGAAGGCAACUCCAACAUCCACCCCAACACUGGCCUGCGCAAGUCCUGGUCGGUCGGCUGCACACAGUCACUGGAGCACACCUCUGGCAUGUGGUACGACGGACGCGAGCACCCAUCCGGUGCCCUGGACGACGUCGAAUUUGAGGGUGACUACUUUGACGACGAAUUUGACGCCUGCUGCGGCCGCGAGAACGACAACGACGACCACGUCUACAUGAGCUACUACGGCGGUCAGGCAUACUACGCCGACUCGGAGGCCGUCUACUCGGACGAGGAGGGUGAUUCUUUUGAUGGCGAGGACGACGACGACGAGGAUGACUUCAUGUACAUGCGCCGACCCAGGAGGGGCGCCAACUCGGACUCGGGAACAGAGGGUUCUACCGGCAGCUGCGAACCCCCCAAGGACCUCAAGGAGAACAAGGAGCACUUUGACGCCAGCAACUACCCCAUCGACGCCCACGCCCUGCAUGGGAAGCUCGCAAGGCUGCAGAUCCAGAGCUGCACUUGAAAAAGGUCAUGAUUCAGGGUUCAGUGGGCCAAUUCGACGAAUCAGAACCUAAAAGAAAAGAAAAGAAGCAAAAAAAAGGGGCAGCAGACUCCAAAAUCACACUCCACUCGACCGACUUCAUCAUGAGAUCACCACUCCUCAUUUCCGACGGAUGAGUUUAAACUCGGCAAAGAGGAAAAGAAGUUCCUCGCUUUCCCCCAACAAAAGCAGAUUAGCAGCAACCCCCGCCGAGACUGCGAUGAGUAUCGGCGCCAAGCGCCGGGCCAGAGGAGGAGAGCAAAUAGAUUGCAGCCAGUCACGUGAAGACAGGUGACGACAGAGUUGCGGACAAAGUCGUUUUAGGCCAAGGGCCGCCCCGUUGCCUGAAACCCCCCCCCCCCCCCCAGUGGCAGCUGGACUGCUUUUUGGACCUAAUUCCCACGCAACAGGGGAAAGACACAACGCGCAUCAAAAAGAAAAGAAAAAAGAGAAAAAGUCGAGACCCUUUGACCAGGAAAUUUGGCCAAGGGUGACAGCCACGUCAGUGGCGCUUUUUUUGUCGGUGAGCCGCCAUUGGGUGGAAUGAGAAGAUUCUAGGCCAACUUCCAUCAACCACGCUAGCGGGGAGAGAAUCUUCAGCGUUUCUCCUGCUUGGCGCGGCAACGGCCUAGUCAGGCUGCUUUUCCAAUGACAUGGUCACUUGAGAAGAUGGCAAGGGGCAAUUGACGAGUGGAAAUACCUCGAUUGAAGGAGGGAAAAAAAACCCCCCAAAAAAAGCAAACAUUAGAACGGAGUCGAAAGAAGAAAUGUACCAACCGAUGAGGCAUGAAACUAGAAGGGCCUAUAUGGCAAGAUGCAAACCAGAUUAAUGUAUGACCUUAUGUUAACAAUAUUCCCAUAGAUUGCAAACAAACAAAAAAAUAUUGCAACCAAUUCAUGACACUUCAACUGGACCCUGUCAACUGUCUUCUUUUGGAUGAAACCUUGAUUUCUUACUUGCC